AUGCCGCCUCUCCAUCGGAAGGCUUAUUCGAGCGGACAGCUAUUUGCAGGUGGGAGUUUGAAGUCUGGUCUCAGGAUGAGGGAAUUAGAUGAGGAGUUGGAAGAGCUUAGGUUAUACCUCGAAGAUCAAACCGAAGGCGUCGUCCAAUCUAUCCAAGCCCUCGUCUCCUCGAUCCGCGCCGAGCCAGACGACAUGUCCGUCAUCAGCACGCACAUCAACGCCAUCUCCGACGUCGUCGGCAAAGUUAUCUCCGCCACAGAAUCUGCCAUGAUACGCCAGCAACACAAAUACCAAAACCCAGACCCUAACAGUAUUCAUGAUAACGAUAACGAUAGAUAUAACAAUAACAAUCCUAAUAAUAAUCCUAAUAAUAACACCAUUACCCUCCGCGACCGUGCAGGCCCCAUCAUCCGUAUCCUUGCCGAUUGCCGCGACAGCCUCGCUGAGGUAGGCGAGGAGGGCAGCCGGGCUAUGAGUGCUAGUGAGAUGCGAGAGGUUACGGGGAAGUUGCCGCCGAUUGCGUUUCGGAUUGCGCGGGAGACUAAGGAGUUGGUUCAGCGGCUUGAUCAGAUGGAGAUGAUGGGGGUAGGCAUGCGUGAGGGUGGUGGUGGUGGUGGUGGUGGACACGGUGGAAAUGGAAGGUCAGUUGGGGGUUCAGAGGCCAGUCCCAGGUCCAGUGGGGAGGGUUGGGGUGGUGGAGGACCAUGA
Messenger RNA from Histoplasma mississippiense, 708 nucleotides. RefSeq lists its product with no specific name. Gene Ontology annotation, cellular component: actomyosin contractile ring; cell cortex of growing cell tip. Gene Ontology annotation, molecular function: MAP kinase scaffold activity. Lineage: Eukaryota; Fungi; Ascomycota; Eurotiomycetes; Onygenales; Ajellomycetaceae. The record is from RefSeq and is a predicted model, not a curated record. Bases 1 to 708 code for a protein of 235 amino acids. The transcript has 2 exons.